This is a messenger RNA of Phlebotomus argentipes, 1159 nucleotides long. It is a transcript of the gene rush, whose product is annotated as pleckstrin homology domain-containing family F member 1 homolog. Gene Ontology annotation, cellular component: early endosome. Bases 22 to 849 code for a protein of 275 amino acids. Lineage: Eukaryota; Metazoa; Arthropoda; Insecta; Diptera; Psychodidae. The transcript is spliced from 6 exons. Gene Ontology annotation, molecular function: metal ion binding; phosphatidylinositol binding. The record is from RefSeq and is a predicted model, not a curated record.
AAAAACAGUGACGUCAAAAACAUGGUCGACAGACUCGUGAACAGUGAGGCCAAUGCCAGGCGAAUAGCCAUGGUGGAGAGCUGCUUCGGCAGCUCAGGACAGCCUCUGGCCAUCCCGGGGCGCGUCCUGGUCGGCGAGGGUGUCCUCACGAAGAUGUGCCGCAAGAGGGCAAAGUCCAGGCAAUUCUUCCUCUUCAACGACAUCCUUGUGUACGGGAAUAUUGUGAUUGGAAAGAAGAAAUACAACAAACAGCAUAUUAUCCCUCUAGAGGAGGUGCAACUUCAGGGACUCGAAGACAAUGCACAAUAUCAGAAUGGAUGGCUAAUUAGGACCACAACAAAAUCAUUUGCCGUGUACGCGGCCACCAGCACGGAGAAGCAGGAGUGGAUGGCGCACAUUAAUAAGUGCAUCGACGAUCUUCUCCGUAAGAGUGGCAAGAAGCCAGUGGUGAAUCAUGCUGCCGUUUGGGUGCCGGACAAUGAGGCGGCGAUCUGCAUGCACUGCAAGAAGACCCAAUUCACUAUGAUCGUGCGAAGGCAUCACUGUAGGAAUUGUGGAGCUGUGGUGUGCGGUCCGUGCUCCUCGAAGAAGUUCCUGCUGCCACACCAGAGCUCAAAGCCGGUGCGUGUGUGCCUGUACUGCUAUGACACGCUGAGCCACACGAAGACAGAGCAGAUAAAGGGCGCCACGGCCCCCAAUGCCGGUCCAAAUGCUGCCGCCAAUGCCAAGUCCAAUAACAACACUCAAGACAGCUCCGCCGAGGAUGAUUCUGACGAUGAUGAGGAGCAGAAGGAGACACACGAUGAGCCAAAAUUCUACGGCGACGGUGACAAAGGUGAUGAGAAGUGAAUCUAGGCGACACACCCGAAAGGCUCCCCGGGGAAAAUCGUCCCGAGAAUUGGGCUUUGGACAGAGCAACCAAAAUCUUUCUUUCAGUUGUAAUUUUUUUGUGGUUUAUCCAUUAUUUUUCACUUGAUGCGCGCGUCUCAGUGGAGGGAUUGUAGUAGAGAAAGAAUAAUAAUAAUAUUUUAUACACAUUAGUAAUGAGGCGAGAGAAGAAAUCGCUAGUAAUGAAGUUCCAGGAAAACAAAAAUGUCCAAAAGUCUCUAAAUUAUUUGUUGCGGUUUCAGAGUUGAGAAUAGAGGAGGGGAAAAAAUAU